This is a messenger RNA of Trametes versicolor FP-101664 SS1, 1087 nucleotides long. RefSeq lists its product as uncharacterized. NCBI's taxonomy places the organism in Eukaryota, Fungi, Basidiomycota, Agaricomycetes, Polyporales, Polyporaceae. The record is from RefSeq and is a predicted model, not a curated record. The transcript has 4 exons. Bases 38 to 946 code for a protein of 302 amino acids.
CCGGCGCGUCCUCCACUCUUUCCUGGAUAUAUUGCCUAUGGCAUCUCCGACGCAAUUUGAAUCCGGAAAUGGCAGCCUGCUGCUGCAGAUUGAUGACGCGAGCCCCCGACUUCAAUAUAACGGAAACUGGGUCCAGGGCGGAGCCGAGCAGGACUACCAGAAGACGAGCCAUUCAUCGAACGCUACGGGAUCGUUCGUGACGUUCACUUUCAACGGCACGUUUAUCACGGUCUAUGGGUCUGUCGACACCGCGGGUAGCUCGAGCAGCUACAAGCUGGACGACGCCCCGCCUGUGGUCACCAACAUCGGUCGAACAUCCCCUACUCAAUUCAACUAUCCGUUCUUCUUCCCUUCAGCACCGUUACAACCAGGCCUGCAUGAGCUGGUAAUCACAGUAGUUGGCGGCACUUUCAGCCUUGACUACAUCGAGUACACUGGCGGAGUCAAUGGGGAUGCCUCGCAGGUUUCAAGCUCCUCAUCAUCUUCGUCAUCGUCUGGAGGCACCGCGUCCCCAGACUCCGCGCCACCGACGGCAUCCCCUUCAAAAGGGCUCUCCGCUGGUGCCAUUGCGGGCAUCGCAGUCGCGGCGAUAGGCGUGGUCCUCAUCGUGGCGCUGACGCUAUUCUACGUGCGUCGGCGGUCGGCCCGGAGGGUGCGCCAUCGACGACAUAUACCGGAGAAGGGGAUCGACGUGCUGUUCGAUGCUCCGCCAAAAGAGCCACCAACAGCAGAGAUCAGGAGUCCCUUCCGGCGGCUGAGCAGGAUAUACCGCCCCACGCCUGCUCGGUCUGCGCAGAGCUCGAAGACGGCAACUUCAUCUGCGCCGACGUCCAUCACGCAGUCUUCGGCGAUGUUUACCUCCGUCAUCAUGCUAUCGCCUGCGUUGUCGGUGGUGUCAGAAGAAUCUGGCCCACACGACAUAUCGCGAAGAGUAUCGGGCUCAUGAUCCGUAUUUUUAGUUUGCUUUCCAUGUUGCAUCCUUCAUACCCCAGGGACUCCCUCAACGGACGUUGAACUAUUGCACAUUUGUACAGCUCGAAGGCUAUUAUUCCUGUCAGAUUAAUUAAUCCCAACAUGUAUCCUUACC